This is a messenger RNA of Cyprinodon tularosa, 2902 nucleotides long. Its product is annotated as transmembrane protein 163-like. The transcript has 9 exons. The coding region runs from base 264 to 1127 and encodes 287 amino acids. Lineage: Eukaryota; Metazoa; Chordata; Actinopteri; Cyprinodontiformes; Cyprinodontidae. The record is from RefSeq and is a predicted model, not a curated record. Gene Ontology annotation, cellular component: synaptic vesicle membrane. Gene Ontology annotation, molecular function: zinc ion binding; monoatomic cation transmembrane transporter activity. Gene Ontology annotation, biological process: transmembrane transport; monoatomic cation transport.
CUGGCACCGCCUGCCAGAAUCACAGCAGAUCUGAGCUUAUCGCAUCAUCGCAUCUGACCAUAAAUUAUUGCUUCAGUCAGAUCUUCACUGCCGGCAUCUCAAGAAGGGACUUACUUCUCACCUGAUGCUAUAGAGAUACACUUUUCUUUUCUCUUAUCUUCUCAGAUAAUCAUCUUUCCUCCCAACCUCUCUGCAGAACCGAGUCAACACCGCCUCAUCUUUGUUCACCACUUCCUCCAAGAGGCUGAGCUCAAACAGGGGCUAUGGAAGACCAGGUGACCCAGGAGUCCUGCCCUGUCCCGGAGCCGACGGUUGUGGAUCCCUGGCCGGCCACGGUGCGGAACGGCCAGUACGCAUCUGAUGGCUUCAGCAACCAUCAGCAGACCAGGAGCCCCACAGAGCCAGAGGCUUUCACAGGGAACCAGGAGAUGAAGAUUACUGACAAUGUGGACGGAGAAGGUCUUCUUGAGAGCAGCAUGCGGCUGAAACCCCAUGAGGCACAGAACUACAGGAAGAAAGCUCUUUGGGUCUCCUGGAUCUCCAUUGUGGUCACACUUAUCCUGGCUGUGGCAGCUUUCACUGUUUCAUUCAUGAGACACAGCGCAUCAGCCUUUGGAUUUGCUUUUGACGCCACACUGGAUGUCAUGUCAUCAGCCAUCGUCAUUUGGCGCUACAGCAAUGCAGCAGCAGUGCACUCUGCACAUAGAGAGUAUAUAGCAUGUGUGAUCCUGGGGGUUGUGUUUAUUCUCUCCUCCUUGUGUAUCCUGGGAAAAGCCAUCCAUGACCUGGCCACCAAGAUGCCUCCAGAAGUGGAUGACUUCCUCUACAGCGUGUCCAUAGUGAGUGGUCUCAGUUGUGCUGUGCUGGCUGUGGCCAAGUUCAUGUUGGGAAAAAAGCUGACCAGUCGGGCACUUACCACAGACGGGUUUAACUCUUUGGUUGGCGCUGUCAUGGGAUUCUCAAUUCUUAUCAGUGCUGAAGUCUUCAAACAUCAUGCUAAUGUCUGGUUUCUGGAUGGCACCAUUGGAGUUUUAAUCGGAUUCAUCAUUCUGGCCUAUGGAGUCAAGCUCUUGAGAGACAUGGUACCACGGGUCCGGCAGACAAGGAACUACGAACGUUUUGAAUGAAAGAGUCCAAUGCUAACCAGAAUCCUGGAUUAGAGACACCCAUCCUCACAGACCUGGGUGCCUCUUGCCCUCUUCUCUGUCAUCUUCCGUACACUCUAACAUCCACAGAAAGCUUGUCCAUUCACUGAUACAGCAAACAUCUCCAAUACAUACGUAUAUGUGAACAUACACUUUUACUAUAAAAAAAAAAAAAACUGUACAUAGUACAUUCAAAUAUUCAGUUAUUCAAGUCUGAGAGACCUUGGGAGAUGGAGACAUUGUUGAACAGCAUUUCAGCUGAGUCAAGUUUUUUCUUGUAUAGCUCCUAAUUGCACCAAGUUAUAAAUGACACCCUGGAUGAGGAAGAGCCAAGAUCAUAAACAAAUGUUCAAUAAGUUUUUUGGACAUUGAUUUGGCUAAAAAAAAAUUCACAAAUUCUGAUUUUUAUGUUGUUGAUAAAUGGGAAUAGGAGAAAGGUGGGUUUAUCCGUGUAUCUCAUUAAAGAAGACAUUCAAUGGGCUUUUAAAAAUAUAUAUAUUUAAUUUUCCUCAUAUUCAGGCACCAGGCAACCCACCAAUUUAUUAACUUAUUAAUCUUUUUAAAUGACCUGAUGGUGAAUAGCAUUUUUAAAUAUUAAAUGGAGGAAUUGCAUUGAAAUAAGCCUUUUUUUAAAUGUAUUAAUGUAAGACAUUAAGAAGUUGAUGCUAUAACUUCUGAAGACAUGAGGAAUUCUGUUAGGUUUCUAAAUUUUGAUGGGAGGAUUUGUCAAGCACAAAUAUUUGCCCUAAAAUGGAGAAGGAGAUUCUGCCAAUGUUUAGGUAUUUUGUACAUCUAGAUGUAAUGCUCUUUGUAAUAUAAUAAAGCACAGAUUACUGAACCAGCUAUAUUACUUGUUGGCUUCUGCUUACAGUUAAUCACAGUUAAUGGGCUUUGAAAACACAUAUAGAUUUUUUUUCUUAUGUUGUCAUGUUACAACAAAUACAUUUCAAAGUAUAGAUGUAAAGUUUAUGUGAUAAACACAGUGUAUAAUUGUGAAGUAGGCAGAGAUGGAUAUGCCUUUCUCUAAAGAAAAAACAUUGAAGUGUGGUAUAUAGAUUUGUAAUCAUCCCUGAUUAAAUGCGUUUUAGAACCACAUGUAUUUACAAAAAGUCUUUGGAUAUGUGAAUGUUUUGGCUAUUCUUCUUUUUACAAAAGACAGUAUAUUAAAUUAACCUUAAUAAUAAGCAGAUGGUCUGAUUUAGAGUUUUUGAGUGAAAGAAAAAAAUUUAAGACAGCUGUUUAUGUCAAAAAGCCGUACAGAAAAAUCAUUGUUUGUAGACAUUUUUCCUCUAAGGUAAAUAAACUGGAAACAAACGUUUUGAUGUUCUCUAAAGCAAGCUGUGCUUCACUAAUGGCUACAAAGGGUGUUUUAAAAGAACUUUUGUGGAAUACUUUAACAUUUCCCCACAACUGAUAGUAAUUAGGAAAUCUAUUAAGAAGCUCAGUUCAUAUUACAUAUUUGCAAUAGAAAAGUGUUAAGCUUGUCUAAACUAAUUUGUUUAAACAUAAGCAGAUUAAAAAUUACCCCAUUACAUAAUGGUGCUCCUGCAUGGUAUGGUUUAUAGAAUGUCCCAAACUACCAGGGUACAAAAUUAUGGAAUGAACUCACCAUAAACUCAAAGGUGGAGAGAUGCAGUUAGGGUAAUGUAAUGUGGGUCUGUUCUAUACGCCGAUGGAUUCUGAAGGUAACUGGUGUUACUGGAUUUUAUUGAAGGAUGUAAGACUAGAGGGGGCCAAAUAUAAAUUAUAAAUGCAGU